Molecule: messenger RNA, 1135 nt
Organism: Anas platyrhynchos (mallard)
Lineage: Eukaryota; Metazoa; Chordata; Aves; Anseriformes; Anatidae
Gene: PPIC
Product: peptidylprolyl isomerase C
Biological process (GO): protein peptidyl-prolyl isomerization; protein folding
Cellular component (GO): intracellular membrane-bounded organelle; cytoplasm
Molecular function (GO): cyclosporin A binding; peptidyl-prolyl cis-trans isomerase activity
Source: RefSeq, a predicted model, not a curated record
AGCCGCCCGGCGGCGGGCGCAGGCGCCGCGGCGCUCCCCUCAGCAGCGCCAUGGCCGGCGGGGGGCCGGCGGCGCUGCUCGGCGCCAUCGCCUGCCUCUGCUUCCUGGCCCCGGCGGCUGCGGGAUUCAAGAGGAGGGGGCCCAGCGUGACAGCCAAGGUGUUCUUUGACGUGAAGAUUGGAGACAGAGAUGUUGGCAGAAUUACAAUUGGAUUGUUUGGAAAGGUUGUCCCCAGAACUGUGGAGAACUUCAUUGCACUGGCAACUGGAGAAAGAGGAUAUGGAUACAAAGGAAGUAAAUUUCAUCGCGUGAUCAAAGACUUCAUGAUUCAAGGAGGGGACUUCACAGCUGGAGAUGGAUCAGGAGGAAGAAGCAUCUACGGAGAAAAAUUUCCUGAUGAGAACUUCAAGCUCAAACACUAUGGAAUUGGUUGGGUUAGCAUGGCUAAUUCUGGCCCAGAUACCAACGGAUCCCAGUUUUUCAUCAGUGUGACAAAGCCUUCCUGGUUAGAUGGAAAGCAUGUAGUAUUUGGCAAAGUCCUUGAUGGAAUGUCUGUGGUGCACUCGAUAGAACUUCAGCAGACAGAUGAACAUGACCGCCCCCUUCAAGACUGUGUGAUUGUGAACAGUGGCAAAAUAGCUGUGAAAGAGCCAUUUGUAGUUGAAGUAGAUGGCUGGUGAGACCAGCAGUUGAAAUGGAAAGUAAAAUCUAAUUCUUUGGGGCCCAGAUUUCUGACUGACCUCGAUUAGCCAUUGUGUUUUCUCCUUAAAACACGAGGCUAUCUGUAGACAAUGCUUAUCAUUUGCCACAUACAUAGUAGAUAGGGCUGUUUCUGUAAUAAUUUGAUGGACCUGUUACACCUUGAAAAUCAAGACAUACCCAGCUAAAUCCUAAAUCUUGCAGAAAAGGUCUCUCAUGAAAAAUUUUAGAAGUACCUCUGUUUUUUUUUUUCAACAUUUGAAACAGUCGUGUUGUUUUCUCUGGAAAUUUUUGCAAUUUUUGUUUUCAGCUUUUCAACUGAGAAUGUAACUUCCUGUAAAAGUAUCAGCUUCUUUUAAAUACGUUUCUCGGGGGGGGCAAUAAAACAAAUGUUUUGAAUAAAUAAACUUGGAUUUCAAAUAAAUACUGAAGAGGG